AUGCAAUUCACUGAAAGAGCUAAGAAACUAAGAGACCGAAAUAUAAACAAUCGGAGCUAUUACAAGAUACCUCACACUUUAGGGAAGAAGAGCAUUUGUCGAAAAUCUAAAGAAAUUGAAAAACUUGCUCAUACAAGGACUCUAAAUACAGGAAUCGAUGAAUUCUCUCAAGUUUUUGGAGCUGAACGUCCUGGAAGUGUUCGUUGUGUUGGUCUUGGUCCUACGCCUUCCACCUUUUUCAAGAAUCGGCCUACAACAACAGCAGAGAAAACAGAAGUUGCUUGCUUGAGGAACAAAGUCAAUUAUCUUGAAGAGGAACUGGAAAAGUUGCAAGCUGAAAACGGGAGGCAUCACGAGCUCUAUGUCCUCAUCAACGGCGGCUUCACCGACGGCGAUCAACGACGGGAGCUUGGGAUCGAUCUUCUCAAGCUCUCUUCGGAGAAAGGGCCAGACAUAUUCCAGUACGGCGUCGCCAUGAAUCGCCUUCCAACGGGCAAUAUCGCUAAUAACCAUACCUUUGUGCAGAAGCUGAAAACGGGAGGCAUCACGAGCUCUAUGUCCUCAUCAACGGCGGCUUCACCGACGGCGAUCAACGACGGGAGCUUGGGAUCGAUCUUCUCAAGCUCUCUUCGGAGAAAGGGCCAGACAUAUUCCAGUACGGCGUCGCCAUGA
Messenger RNA from Microthlaspi erraticum, 672 nucleotides. The record is from the annotation of a GenBank genome assembly. Lineage: Eukaryota; Viridiplantae; Streptophyta; Magnoliopsida; Brassicales; Brassicaceae.